This is a messenger RNA of Volvox carteri f. nagariensis, 1490 nucleotides long. RefSeq lists its product as uncharacterized. Gene Ontology annotation, molecular function: catalytic activity. Gene Ontology annotation, biological process: carboxylic acid metabolic process. The record is from RefSeq and is a predicted model, not a curated record. Lineage: Eukaryota; Viridiplantae; Chlorophyta; Chlorophyceae; Chlamydomonadales; Volvocaceae. The transcript has 5 exons. Bases 74 to 1306 code for a protein of 410 amino acids.
UUCCAUGGUCAUUCAACACUUCUAAAACAUAUCUCCAAUCUAGCCUGUCGAUAACCGGACGGCGGCUGGAACAAUGGAGGCGGCGUCCACAAGCAGCCGCUGCCAGGGAAAUGGCCCUGUUUCACGCGUUGGGCAACGCGGAUGGCGUAUGCCCCCAGCUCGCGUGCUGCGGCUGCGGUCUCAGGCCUUAGUUGAAGUAGGCAAGUUGAACCACGAGCCGGUGCCUCCGCCAAAGGGAUUCCGACCAGCCGUUGUGCCUGGCAGCCGAACGAAGCCAACACCGCUGUUAACACCGGAUGUGAUGGUACAACGCCUGCGGAGCUCUAUGCACGAUUACGGACAAGAGAAUUUUGGGGCUUUUUACAGCAGCAUUAUGGGCGGCAUUGUGGUGGACCCGGCUCUCAUGAUGUUGCCCGUGGACGACCAGUUCGUUUGCAAAGGCUAUGGCGUUUCGGAAACUGUCGUCCUGCGCGACGGUCACCUGUACAUGUUGGAUGAACAUAUUGCGCGAUUAACAGCUGCUUGCGCGCAAGUUGGACUAUCGUUACCCUUCUCAGUACCGGCAGUUAAGAGGAUUGUCCUUGAUACCGCAGCUGCUAGCGGCAAAUUGAACGGACAGUUGCGGUUUUGGGUUACCCCAGGUCGCGGGGGCUUCAGCCCAGUGGAGCUUGGCGGAUCCGAGCCAGCGUUGUACGUCAUUUGCCUCGGCGACACCUACGAGAUUGACCGCACGGAGUCAUGGGAUGCAAUCCUUGCAGAGGAGCCGAUUCAGGCCACGGCAGUCAGCAACGUGCUCGGAAACCAGCGGCUGCUGACAACUGUGGGGCAGGUGGAGGCGCACGCCAGGGAUGCCCACGUGGCGCUAUUCACCGACGCCGAAGGAUUUGUACAGCACUGCGCGGGUUACACGGUGUGCAUCCUGACUCAGCAAGACACGCUUGUGUACCCUCCUUUUGAAAGUACCGCGCCAAGUGUUACGCUAUCUCGAAUCCUGGAGCUGAUUCCUGAGGAGCGAAUCCGGUCGCCCGAUGACGUGGUUGUCGCUAAUGUGCAGCAGCGGAAGUUGCACGUCUCCGAAGUGCUGGCAGCGAAAGAGUGUUUCCUUGUCUGCACCACUUUCACCAUCAUCCCAUUGUGCAGCGUGGACGGGAAGGCCAUUGCCGACAACAAGACGGGGCUUACCACAUUAGCUCUCCAUUACAUGCUGGAUAAUGACAUGCAGCCGCCGCCUGCGGGCGUGUAUAGCUGUAGACAUACUCCUGUGCCGUACGGGUAUACCACGGGCAUGCGCACUCAGCUGGUGUAGUGGCCAUGGUGGUCUGCAGUAGAACGUUUCUGAACCGACUAAGCAUCGUUCCAAUUGGUUGGUAGGCAGGCUGGGGCGCGAGUCGCGGAUGUGUUAUCCUGGGCAGCAUGGACACGCCGUUUGGUAGCAGAUCAUGUAGAACCUUAGCCAAGAUUUGAUUAUAUGUGUAAAAUCCUCUGUAGUA